Messenger RNA from Aspergillus campestris IBT 28561, 1317 nucleotides. RefSeq names its product putative serine carboxypeptidase (CpdS) (gene cpdS). The transcript has 7 exons. Gene Ontology annotation, molecular function: serine-type carboxypeptidase activity. The record is from RefSeq and is a predicted model, not a curated record. NCBI's taxonomy places the organism in Eukaryota, Fungi, Ascomycota, Eurotiomycetes, Eurotiales, Aspergillaceae. The coding region runs from base 1 to 1317 and encodes 438 amino acids. Gene Ontology annotation, biological process: proteolysis.
AUGUCUUUGCCAGUGCAACUUGUUGUUAUAUUCUUCGCUCAAAGUGGAAUAUGCUUGGACAACCCCCAUCGCAAAGCCAUCCAGCCAAUUCGGAGAGCACUGCCGACUGUAACUCACACAAACGCCGAAUUCCUCGUAAAUGGGACCAGUAUCCCGGAGGUUGCGUUCGAUGUGGGAGAAUCAUAUGCCGGCCUUCUACCAAACACACCCGCCGGAAACUCCAGCCUCUUCUGGCCUAUUCCCAACCCUUAUUCUUGGGCGAAUCUCACGAAUAUGGUCUAUGUUGAUCAACCUGCGGGGACGGGCUUCUCUCCUGGUCCGUCGACCGUGACUGAUGAGCAAGAUGUUGCGCGAGAAUUCAACGGCUGGUUCAAGAAUUUUGUGGACACUUUUGACCUUCAUGGGCGGAAGAUUUACAUUAUUGGAGAGAGUUAUGCCGGCCAAUACAUUCCCUACAUUGCUUCUGACAUGUUGGAUCGGAAGGACAUAGAUUACUUCAAUCUUCGUGGAAUCCAAUUGAAUGACCCGAUGAUCAAUGAGGAAUCCGUCAUGAUCCAUGCCCCAGUAGUUAGUCACUUCAACCACUACCAGAACAUCUUUGCACUCAACCAAACCUUCGUCCAAAACAUCACUCGCCGCGCAGAGAAAUGUGACCCAAGCACCAACGGCUGCAACCUCUGGGACAAGAUCGUCCAAGCAGCUUUCUUCGUCAACCCCUGCUUCAACAGGUACCACCUAACAGACUUCUGCCCCUACCUCUGGGACACGACGGGCCUUAACCCACGCGCAGGGGGGCCAUCCAACUACUUCAACCGAUCCGACGUGCAGCAGAUCCUACACGUUCCUCAAACAGAUUACCCAGCAUGCACCGCAGACGGGGUCUUCCCCAACGGCGAUCCAUCACCCCCCAGCGCCCUCGGACCCCUCCCGAGCGUCAUCGAGCGCACGAACAACACAAUAAUCGCACACGGAUGGCUCGACUACCUGAUCUUCUUGAACGGAUCGCUCGUCACCAUCCAGAACAUGACCUGGAACGGCGCCCAGGGGUUCCACCACCAGCCGACGGAACCACUUUACGUUCCCUGCCACUAUGGCCUCGCUGAGCUGGGAAGCGGCAACGCCCCGACUCCAUUAACGCUGGACGCAGGCGCAGGCUAUCUGGGUACGGCGCACACGGAGCGCGGGCUGACUUUUACUUCUGUGUAUGGGGCGGGGCAUCAUAUACCUCAGUACGCGCCGGGAGCCGCGUACCGCCAGCUGGAAUUUCUCCUGGGACGGAUCGAUAGCUUGUCUGAUGUAGGGAAUUAUACUGCCUAG